Messenger RNA from Aureobasidium namibiae CBS 147.97, 1545 nucleotides. Its product is annotated as rhamnogalacturonase. Bases 1 to 1545 code for a protein of 514 amino acids. NCBI's taxonomy places the organism in Eukaryota, Fungi, Ascomycota, Dothideomycetes, Dothideales, Saccotheciaceae. Gene Ontology annotation, molecular function: carbon-oxygen lyase activity, acting on polysaccharides; carbohydrate binding. The record is from RefSeq and is a predicted model, not a curated record. Gene Ontology annotation, biological process: pectin catabolic process. The transcript is spliced from 4 exons.
AUGCUAGUACCUAGACUGCUGGCUGUCGCUACAGCACUCUUCUCUCCAUUGGCUUCCGCAGCAUUUGGUCUGACCAGUAACGGCAACAGCUUUGUCCUUGAUGCCGGUUCAUCCAACUCGCUCGUUGUCACCGUCGGCCGAAAGAGCUGUGACAUCACUUCAAUUCUCUAUCGCGGUGAAGAGCUCCAGUACAAAAGUACAGGUUCCCACAUCAGCUCAGGUCUUGGAUCCGCAACUGUCUCUGGAGAAGUCGUUGCCAGCCAAUAUGCAAAAAUCACUUGCAAGACCGCCACCUUGACUCACUACAUAGUCGUCAAGAGCGGCGACAGUUCAGUACAUAUGGCAACCCACACUACUGCAGAGCCCACAAUUGGCGAGCUGCGAUUUGUCGCUCGUCUCAAUUCUGAAGCACUCCCUCUCGAGUAUCCUUUCGGAGCCGCCUCAACCAUUGCUGGUAGCACGUCUACUGUUGAGGGCUCCGAUGUCUACCUUGUCAAUGGCGAAACCCGAAGCAAAUUCUAUUCAAGUCAACGCUUUAUCGAUGACAAGGUUCAUUGCGUGUAUCGUGAUGGCUCAGACCCCAUACAUGCUUGCAUGUGGUGGGCCCUUCCACGAGAUAUCAACUCCAACAAUGUGGGUGAUUACACGGGUCUUUACUUUUACAUGAACUCUGGUCAUGUACAGACCGAGCCUUUUCGCCAAGGUCUUCACGGCCCUUACACCAUCGCCUUCACUCGCUCUGGUAUUCCUGCUGCUAGUCAGGCCGACACUUCCUUCUUCUCAAGCUUGGGAGUCACAGGCUAUGUGGCUAAUUCUGGUCGUGGUCGAGUUUCUGGCACAGCUUCUGGUAUUGGAGGCUCUUUCCAAAAAGUCGUCCACUGGCACAAUACAAAUAACCAAUACUGGACAUAUGCUGAUUCGUCGGACAAAUUCACAUCUCCAGCCAUGCGUCCCGGUACAUACACGAUGGCCUUCGUCACUGUCACUGCUGGCACAACCGCAAGCAAAAACAUCGCAUCUAGAGCCUCAGCAUCAAACACUAUCUGGACGAUUGGUGAUUGGGAUGGCCAACCUACUGGUUUUCGCAAUGCUGACAAGCAACUUCGAAUGCACCCUUCCGAUAAGAGGAUGUCGAGCUGGGGUCCACUUACGUACACUGUCGGCACCAGCAAGCUGACAGAUGUACCUAUGGCACUUUGGAAGGGCGUCAAUGAUCCUUUCACCAUCAAAUUCACCUUGUCAGCAGCUCAGACUGGAGCUGCUACCUUGCGCGUUGGAACUACAUUAAACUUUGCAGGUGCUAGACCUCAAGCCAAGAUCAACAACUACAACGCUGCUGCUCCUGCCGCACCAGUAAAGAUAGAUUCUCGGGGAGUCACCAGAGGAGCAUAUCGUGGUAACGGUGAGGUUUAUGAUGUCAAGAUUCCUGCCGGCACUCUAGUGACAGGAGCCAACACGAUUGUCAUCACUGUUGCAUCGGGAUCAAGUGGUGCCACAUACUUGGCUCCGAAUAUUAUCUUGGACGCUAUAGAGCUAUUCCAGUAG